CUCUCGCUGUGUUUUUGUUCAUACAGUAUGAGUGGGCCAGUAUAAUUAGCGAUUAGUUUCGUUUUAAUCCAGUGACAAUUGGUAAAGUAACCAGAACCGUUGCCAUUUGCUGCUCGUUUUUGCACAUGCCGGUUUAUCGGUCAGACCAUUAGAAAUAAAGCGCGUCUCGAUGGCAGAUGAAGGAUUUCUGGACUGGACAAUCAUUGUACUGACAUGUCAACACAAAGACAGUGUUUAUGCCUUCCAGAGAGAGCUGGAGGUGCGUCAGAAGCGUGGGGUUCUCCCAAUCGGAACUCUGCUGCUCACGGUUCCUGACCCUGACUCCCGGCUGGGCAGCGGUGGGGCCACACUGAACGCCCUGUUGGUGGCUGCAGAACACCUGAGCGCCAGAGCCGGAUACAGCGUGGUGAAUGCAGAUGUUCUGGACGAAGCCCAUAUUCUCAUCCUACACACGGGUCGAGAUUUUCCAUGGGAUGGCUGCAGCAGGGCUUUCUGUUGGAUGCCGGUGCAGAGAUCACAUUCUGUAGAAGGAGCCAUUUGCUGCUUAGACCUGCUGUUGGAUUGUCUGUCCACAAAAAUUUGCGUUGGAUCUCCACCUGGCGUUUGGGUUUGCAGCACUGAUAUGGUCCUGAAUGUUCCAACACGACAAUUGAUUUCAUGGGAAGGUUUCUCUGGUGUUCGGGUUGUGGCGUUGCCAGGUGAUGUUUCUUUUGCUGUUAAUCACGGAGUCUAUCUCACUGAUGCAGAGGGCAGAGUGCGAGACAUAAUCUAUAAGGGCUCAAAAGAGAAGAUCAGCUCUACAACACUGCAUGAUGGGAAAGUACCCCUGGUAUCAGGGCCUGUAUUUUUCUCCAGGACUGUUUCCGAGAGACUUCUGCAGACUCAUGUAACAUCUCCGUUAGAUGGCUGCACUUAUCUCGGUAUGGACUCUGGAGCGCCACCUCUUGAGGUAAACACAAACACACUCUCAAACUUACAACAUCUUUCAAAUUGUUCUCUUUUUUUCUCAUCUGUCUCUCCCUCUCUCUUUCAGAUUUCUCUCUUUCUGGAUAUUCUGGUGUGCCUUUGCUCUGACAUGACAGAACAUGAAUUUAUCAAUGGAGAGAGACCAGGCUGCACUUCCCCCUCCGGACCACAAGGGGCAGUAGUGAAGAGUGGUCGCACUGUGCUGUGGAGGAUCCUCAGAGGAGCCUCAAUAUCUAUGUUUUACAUUCCAGAGGGCCGCUAUGAUUAUUUGACGCAAUCAGGCCGAGAACAUGUUGUUCGUCUUACAAAAUCGGGAUCAGAGACUAUAAUUCUCUCUCAUAUUCAGAAUGUGAUGUCUGUGGCAGAAGGCAGCAGGGUGAUUAAUAGCGUGUUGGAAGGAGAAGUUUGUGUAUCAGCAGGAGCUGUUGUGCAGCACUGCCACCUACAGGGUCCAGUCCAGGUGCAUUCUGGGUGCCUGCUGUCGGGGCUGGAUUUGACUUCAUCAUCCUGCAUGCAGCAUCUACCUCUGUGCAGUGACAUCAUAAUUCAGGGACACAGAGUGGUGCUUGGAGAGUUAAAGUUAACUGUGUACACAGUGUUUGGAGCUCAUGAUUGUUUAGAGGCUCACCCUGAUGAUGUCACAGCCUUAUUCCUUAAUCAGAAAUGGAGCGAGUUUUACAAUCGGACUGGAAUAAAGCCUGUGGACCUUUGGGGACCCGAGAAGACAAAGUCUUGCUGUCUGCUGGAUGCCCUAUUGUUCCCAGUGUUCAUGCCACAUUCGGGGCCUGUGGGACUGGAUGGAGUUUGUUGGCUGCUAGGGGAGGCUGGGAGGCUGGAAAGCUGGAGAGAAGCCUGGAGACUCUCACUCAGGGAUAUUCUGAUACUUACUGACCAGCAGAUGGAGUUACGGUGGAGAGAGGAGUUGUUCUUCAGUGUGGGCCGAAGGAGAUCUGUUGACACUUUGCAGGGCCACACAGAUCUCAGUCUUCUUCCAUUCUUCAGAGCAGCAGCGCUGGCUGGCCAGCAGGAGGCGCUACUGCAAAUGCUGGACUCAGUGGCUGCAGGCAGCAGUGAUGACCUGGGCGUAGCAGCCCGUUGUCUGGCCUGUAUCGCUGAUGUCCUCGGCUGUCUGGCAGGGGAGGGUAAAGGGGGUUUACGUAGCGGACCAGCGGCAAAUCCAUCAUGGGCUCCUGCUUUCAAACUCCUAGAAGAUGAAAACUUACCAGCAGGUGUCCAAGAACUAGCCAGUCAGAGAAACCGCUGGCUCAGUAGACCAGAUUUGUUGGUGCGAGCUGCCAGGCACUAUGAGGGGGCGGGGCAGAUACUGCUGCGGAAGGCGGUGAUGUCAGCACGCAAGUUUGUGUUCAUUGGUCAAGGAGAGAUGCUGCCAAUGGGUGAAUGGCAGGAAGUGGAAUGUCCUGCUCGACUGGAUCUGUCAGGUGGCUGGAGUGACACUCCACCUAUUGCAUUUGAGCAUGGCGGACUCGUGGUCAAUGUGGCCAUCAAGGUGGAUGGAAAACGGCCCAUUGGAGCCAGAGUUCGACGCAUUCCAGAACCUCAUUUGCUAUUGGUCUGCACCAGUGGUGAACCGGGUUGCAUUAUUUCCACAGAAACACACUGUGAGGUUCUUACUGACCUGGAAGACUAUUGCCAACCACAAGCUCCAGGUGCCCUACUCAAAGCCGUGUGUGUGUGCAGUGAGUUGGUGUGUGUAUCGUCUCCUCUCUCUCUGAAAGAACAGUUAUUGCAGCGGUGGGGUGGUGGACUGGAGCUGCACAGCUGGUCGACAUUACCACAUGGUUCUGGACUCGGCACCAGCAGUAUUCUGGCAGGUGCGGCUCUUGCUGCAGUUUACAGAUGUACAGGGCGGAGCUAUGACACAACCUCUUUAGUACAUGAUGUUCUUUACCUGGAGCAGAUACUCACCACCGGGGGUGGAUGGCAGGACCAGGUUGGCGGGCUGUUUGGAGGGGUAAAGCUGGCACGAUCCGCAGCUAAGUUGCCACUGAAAGUGGACGUAGAGCAGCUACCUCUCUCUCAAGACUUUGUGUCUGUUCUGCAAAAGCAUCUCCUUCUAGUUUACACUGGAAAGACGCGUUUAGCACGAAACCUGCUGCAGGAUGUGGUGCGGAACUGGUACGCACGUUUAUCCUCAAUCGUACAGAAUGCAGAGCAGCUUGUGACCAAUGCAGAGGAAUGUGCACAAGCCUGUAGAGAGGGAUCUCUGUCCAGACUGGGUGUGUGUAUGGACAGAUACUGGCAGCAGAAGAAGCUGAUGGCUCCGGGCUGUGAGCCAGCUGCAGUGAGAGUUAUGAUGAAUGCACUUUAUCCUCUGAGUUUAGGACAGAGUCUAGCAGGGGCGGGAGGAGGUGGCUUCCUGUUCUUGCUCACUCGUGACCCGCAGCAGCAGGAAAGAGUGAGAGAGGUUCUCAGUAACACACAGGGUAUUUGUUCAUUCACUGUGCAUUCGGUGGAGUUGGAUAUGGACGGUAUCUCAAUCACUCAGAAGAGCUCUGAACAUCUUGACUAACAUCCAACAAGUGCUGCUCUACUAACACAUGAUCAGCAAUCAAUUAAAUGAGAGUUGGAGGGCCUUUCAUACACUAAAUAAUAAAACCGAUAUAUUUUUCAGUAAAUGUAACUUGUAGUAUACUUGUAUUUUGUGUAGAAAUAAUGAAGAAUAAUUACGGAUUUUUAGGAAUUGAAAUGUACCAAAAAUGACAUUUGAUAAUUGCGCAAUACCAUUUAGGUUUAUUCUUUUUUGCACUAAAUGUGAAAGAAAUUUUUACUCUGUCCCUACAUCUUUUGCAUUUUUAUUACCUGUAUAAUGACGAACAAAGUAACGAUUAACUUUUAAAAUGUUUAUUAAAUAAUGAAACCAUUGUGCGUAUAAAUGUUAUCUGCACAUGCUAUAUAACAACUUACUUGUUUCACAGCGAGACCUUGUUUUAAGGAAAACUUGUUUCUUACAUACUAAUAUUUACCUGGUAGCUCAAGUGUAUUUGAGGUUAUUUUGUCAUUGAGCUUUGACUUGAUGGAUAAUAACCUGGCUUUUUACGUUUAUUUUUUUUGUUUUGUUACGACUGGUAAAAAACUAACAGUUGAUUGGCAAAACUGCAUUACUUGUCAUGUUUCAGUUCUACCGGCAUACAAUAGACAAUAUGUGUUUUAUAUAUGUGUCCAUAGUGUUUUAUAGUUUCCUUUUACUGUAAACCACUCUACAUUUUUGGUUGAGUGUCGAAUAUGAGUAAAUAGUGACAGAAUUGCUGCAGUGAAAACUUUACUAUUACAGUAUUGCAGUAGCAACAUGAAAUUGCUGCCAGUGAUCACCAACAAAUCCAACAUACAUGGACUUUGGUUUCAAAUGUGUAAAAAUAAAACACACAUACAGUAAAUCAGCUGUUUGUCAAUGUUUCUAUGAUCUGUUCAUUAAAAAAACUCUUUUCAGCUUUUUACUAUAUUUACUGUAAGGUUUGGAACAAUGGGUCUUCAGUUCUGGCAUGCUGUGUGCAAGCAGUUGUAAAUAAGACAAAAAAGAUCCAUGAUUUUGGUAUUGUGUAAGCUUAUAUGUACAGAAAAUUUAAGUAUUUUAGAAACGU
Xyrauchen texanus (razorback sucker) is the source of this 4565-nucleotide messenger RNA. Its product is annotated as L-fucose kinase. Gene Ontology annotation, biological process: GDP-L-fucose salvage. The transcript is spliced from 22 exons. Lineage: Eukaryota; Metazoa; Chordata; Actinopteri; Cypriniformes; Catostomidae. Gene Ontology annotation, molecular function: fucokinase activity; ATP binding. The coding region runs from base 170 to 3496 and encodes 1108 amino acids. The record is from RefSeq and is a predicted model, not a curated record.